AUGCCUCAGCCGCAGCACAGCAGAAGUCCCAAUCCUUCGGAUGAUUCGUCCGUCGACUUACACGACUCGCCGUCGUCGGAACAAGCCUCGUCAACUGCCGUGGUCCGCAAGCCCAGCAAGCCGCUUAGUCGGCGGGGCCACUUCAAGUCGCGGCUGGGAUGCUUCAACUGCAAAAGGAGGCGAGUCAAGUGCAACGAGGUCCGCCCGUUCUGCUCGCCGUGCUGCCGCCUCGGUCUAAACUGCAGCUAUCCGACGCCGGCUCCCUCAUCAACGCCGUCAUCAUCAUUCUUCUCUUCAUCCUCGUCGUCUUCCUCCUCCUCGCUUCCUCCGCGUGCUGCCCUCUCCAGUAUCGCGCUGGAAGACUUGCGCUUCUAUCACCAAUUCCUCCUCGCGGCCUUCCCCACGCUGCCGCUAAAGGCCAAGGAUGUGUGGAUGGACGCGGCCGCAAUGUCACACCAGUAUGACUAUCUCGCACAUGCUGUCUUGGGCCUCGGAGCCUCCCAUCUGUCUCAGCACGGCAAUGUCGACUACACGUCGCAGGCGCUGCAGCAUCGCAUCACUGCCAUGAAGCUCGUCAACCAACAGCUCGAUCAUCCUCCGACAAAGCCCGCGGAUGCAGAUGCGCUGAUGGCGGCGGUGAUAUGCCUCGUGGCCCAGUCCUCUCUUAUGCCGGACAGCAUGAUCGACUACAUCACGACAACGCGAGGCGGCAACUUGGUCGCUUCGACCAUCAUUACCAAUUACGAGAUGUCCAUCUUCAAGUAUUUCACGCCGCUGGAGCACGACCGGUCCUUGGAGAGGCUCAUCUGCGAACAGCCGCGGAACUAUGAAGUCAUCCAAGGGUUCGCGGCCUCUGCUCUUCAACUGAGGCCCUUGUGCCAGACGCUCAACGAGGUGGCAUAUUGUGAUUGCAUGGUUAGAUGUGUUAACAAUCUGCGCACAUCGUGUCUAGCCGCCUGGAGAGAGUUUGUCACAUUGUUCGUUAUGCCAACCACCUUUAACAACCAAGACUUCAUGGCCUUUGUGGGUAGCGAAAACUACACGGGCCAUCUUCUCAUCAUCCACAUGUUUCUCCUCGAUUACGUGCUUGGCAAUGCCUGUCUCGCCAAGUCUGAAGAGCCAGAAUACCCUGGCAGAAAAUUCGUCAUCAUCAAGUGGACAAAGGAUCUGGCCGAGAGGCUUCCCCCGUCAUACAAAAAAUAUACACAGUGGCCAUUGGAGUACUGCAAAAUUCUUGCCGAGCGCGACGCACGAUAUCUACUAAGUCCUUGA
This is a messenger RNA of Trichoderma citrinoviride, 1272 nucleotides long. RefSeq lists its product as hypothetical. The coding region runs from base 1 to 1272 and encodes 423 amino acids. Gene Ontology annotation, molecular function: zinc ion binding; DNA-binding transcription activator activity, RNA polymerase II-specific. NCBI's taxonomy places the organism in Eukaryota, Fungi, Ascomycota, Sordariomycetes, Hypocreales, Hypocreaceae. The record is from RefSeq and is a predicted model, not a curated record. Gene Ontology annotation, biological process: regulation of transcription by RNA polymerase II. The transcript is spliced from 3 exons.